Cherax quadricarinatus is the source of this 5311-nucleotide messenger RNA. RefSeq names its product probable serine/threonine-protein kinase kinX. The record is from RefSeq and is a predicted model, not a curated record. Lineage: Eukaryota; Metazoa; Arthropoda; Malacostraca; Decapoda; Parastacidae.
CUUUUCUUGUGGUGGAGAGGUUACUUGUAGGCUCCAUGACCCUCGUGUAGUCGAUAGGCUUCCAACCCCAGGUCACAGUUUUAUGAUCUGGGUCACGCCAGGUCAUGAAGAUGGUGUUGGCUGCGCUGUGUGUAGGUUCGGGCGUGGGCCGACCUCGACUCCCAACCACAUCCCAACAUUAUAGUCCUACCCAGUUUUCCGAACCCGGCAAGUCCGUCCACGAACCAGAGCUCACCCGGGACUUGGGCCCUAUCCAGCGGCAGGGAGCCGAGGAGCACCCUAGCACGGCAGCCAUCGUCAAGGAUAUGAGGAUAGCCCCUGCCAGAGGCGUGUAUAACAUGGAGGUGGAGACUGGUAAUGGGAUCAGAAUGGUUCAGCAUGUGGAAUCCAGUCAGGUGACCGGCGGCUCCGUCUCCAAGGGUGGUUACUACUUCACCCAUCCUGACGGCACAGUCCAUCAGCUAACCUACGUGGCAGAUGAGAAUGGGUAUCAGCCUUCCUCAGACAUGCUGCCCGUGGCCCCUAUCAACCCACAUCCCAUGCCCGCCCACGCCCUCCAGCAGAUCGAGAAAGCUAAGAGGGAGGACGAACUGAAGGCACGGGAAGCCGAAGCUUCGGAACGCUAUAAGGGACGGGAAGAGGAACUUCUUCAGAAGCAGGGAGCACCACAGGAAGCUCUCCUGGAACAGCGGUACCCACCUCAGUUCCAGCAGGAGCGUCGACAACCCCAGAAGGAAGGGAAGAAAGAGGUGCAGUAUAAAGUGUCGGCUCCUUACCUGAAGGAACAGGUCUCUCAGUAUAAUAAACAGACUCCUCAGUUCAACGAAAGGACCCCUCAGUUUAACGAACAGGUCUUACAAUACAAAGAGCAUGUCCCUGAGUUAGAAGAGCAGGACCAACAAUAUGAGGAGCGAGUUGCUCAGUUACACGAUCAGACUGCACAAUAUAACGAACGAGUCACUGAAUUAGAUCAGGAAACUCAGCAAUAUAAAGGAGGAGUCCCUCAGUUAGACACAUCAGAUGUACCAUAUGUCGAACGAGUCUCUCAUUUAGACGACGAAGCCGCGCAGUAUAACGAACGAGUAUUUCAGUUUGACAAAGAGGCCUCAAAGCACAUCGAGGAUAUCCCUACGUUAGCUGAAGACAGCCCUAUGUACAUCUUUGACUAUGACGAAGCAAUUUCCCAGUAUGAAGGACAACCUUCCCGGUACGACCCAGUGCGCUACGAAUCUGAGUCUUACGUGCAAGAACCGGAAGAAACCCUUUUCUAUCCAGUUGUGGCUAACCAGGAUCCACAUUAUGCCCCAGUCGAGGUUGGCGAGGAGCCAGAACACGUAUCACAACGAACCUCUCAGCUUGCAGUCUACCUUCCUGUUGAGGAUGGCGAGGUGCCUGUGUAUAUCCCUGUCCAUUUACGCGAGGAGCUUGGGUACACUCAGGAUCAAUCUCUAAGUUCCCCUCCUGGUUUGGAACAGCGAAAAGAAGGUGAAGACUCGAAGUCUGUCCAGGCUAAGGAAAGCAAAGAGUCCCCCGACUCUCUCAAAGACUCUCCCUUUCAAAGUGACGAUGAGGCAGUCUUCGUAAAGGAUGUUUCUAGCUUCUCCGCUCAUAGAAUCACAGAGUCUGGGGUAAAUAAAGUCCCGAUCUACAGUGAACCAGAAACUGACCACAUCCAGGCUCGCGAAGAAACGAGAUUCGGCCAUAUCCAGUCCCACGAGAAGCCCGAAUACGAUCGAUUCGAGUCCUAUAUAGAGGAGGAAGAAAGCCAAGCCCAUCCAGAUGUAGAAGGUGACUUUGGCAAAAUCGAAACUAAAUGGAAAACCGAUAAUGACGAGAACCAACAGGAAGCAGAAUACAGAGAAGCUCAAGCACAUGAAGACAGUUAUUAUGAUCAAGACCAAGAGGAAGAUACAUAUGAUGAAGUCCAACCACAGAAGAAAACAGAUCAAGAGGAAGUCAAUACUCAAGUCAAUACUGACUUGGACCAGGUCCAAAUCCACAAACAAACUGAUUAUGAUCAAGUCCAAACUCGUAAGACAACCGAUCACGACCAAGUCCAAACCCAUGAAAUAAGUGAUUAUGAUCAAGUCCCAAACCAUGAAACAAGUGGUUAUGACCAAGUCCAACCGCAUAUAAUGACUGACGAUGAUCAAAUACAAAGCCACAAAAUUAGUGAUUAUGACCAAAUCCAAACUAAAGCAGAAAAUGAUUUUGGGCAAACUCUAGAGGGCAGUGAAUAUGAUGAGUUUCAAGGAAUAAAACAGAAUGAAUAUGACCAAGUCCAAGAGGAAGGUGAAUACCGCCAAGUCCAAGCUCAGAAGAAAUCAGAAUAUAUCCAAAACCAAGUUCUAAAGGAGAAGGAAUAUGACCAAGUCCACGAGGCAGCUGAAUACCUCCCAGUGCAAGACCCAACUGAAAUUGUAUACGACCAAGUUGAAUCUCAAUACGAUCAAGUUCAAGAUCAAGAAAGAGAUGAUUCUGAACAAGUUCAAAAUAAAGUUCAGCCUUAUGAAAAACUUAGUGACGAUCAAGUUGGAAAAACUGAGAAAUUGGUUCACGUCCGGCUUCAGUCCCAUGAAGGACCCGUACAUGACUUUAGCCACGUCCAAAAGGAAUCAGAAUACUUCCCAGUUCGGACCGUAGAAGAUCCGGAGUUCGACCAAGCUCAACAGGAACCAGAAAACCCCCAAAUUCAGACCAUAGAAGAUCCGGAGUUCGACCAAACCCAACAGGAACGAGAACACUCUCCAGUUUGGACCAGAGAAGAGCCGGAGCUUGACAAAGUCCAAGAAACGCCAGAAUAUACUGGAGUUCGGGAGGUAAACAAGCCUGAAUUCGCUCCUCUCUUACAGGAACCAAAACAAGGUUUUGUUCCGACCACAGAGGAGCCGAAAUUCGACCAAGUUCCACAGGAAAUGAAGCACACCCAAGAUUGGAUUGGAGAUGCGGCAGAAGUAGAUCAAGUUAAACAGGAAGGAGAACACAUCGAAGAUCGGAUUCUCGUGGCCUUGGAAGAUGAACAAAUCCAUGAACUUUUGGACCAUGAUUAUAGUCCAACAAUUUCUCAAGAAGAAAUAGAAAAUGAGCAGGCUCAAAGCCAGGCAGAAUCCGAAAUUAUCAAGGUUCAGCGAAGCGAUGUACUCGAAGACACUAAGGCUCAGGAAAAGUCUGAAUCUCAGGAAGUCCAAAUUCGAGAGGUCACUUCGAGCAGAGAGGAACCCAAAUCUGAGCCUGAGCCACAGGGACAGCCUGAACCCGAGGUAGAUCCUAAACCCGAGGUAGAUCCUAAACCCGAGGCAGAACCUGAACCCGAGGUGGAGCCAGAACCUACCAUCGCUGCCGGAGAAGGAUCUGAGGAAGAGGAGUACGAUGCCCUACAUCUGGCUGCCUCUGACCUGGUGUCCUCCCUCAACGCUGCUCCUGUAGACGAGUGACCGAUACCACCCCCUGUCGAGCAGUGACUAACGUCGCUCCUGUAGUGAAGUGACUGACGCUGCUCUUGUAGAAGAGUGACUGAUAGAAGAGUGACUGAUGCCAUUCCUACAGACGAAUGAGUGACUCUUGUACAGCUAAUCUUAGCUAAGAUCUACGAAGAGAAGAGUUUUUACUGCACUAUAACGUUAGAUCUUCCCCUUUAUAGUGUACAAACUCCGGGAUUUUAGCGCUGAAGAGAAGUCCUCAUCACAUACACAGUGUAACAGAGGAGGUCAACGUUAUUACUAGUGGCAUAUUUAAUCUUUUUUCAAUUUUUUUUCUAUAGAGAAUCUGCUAUUUAUAAUAAAGGAUGCUAUUCUCUAGCGACCUCCUGGUAGGUCCAAGAGCUGGAGGCUUCACGUGGCUCCCCCCCAGUAUACUUGUAGUCGUAGGGGGACACGUACCUCCCGCUACCCUGGGAAGUCCAAGCUGGGAAAAAUUUACUGACACUAGAGUCUCCCAAGAUCAUUACUGUAUCCGUAUGAGUGGAGGAAGACUCUGGGUGCAUAGACUCUUCUCCCCUUCCUUGGCUCAAACCUGAUUAUCCCUUCAUUCCCCAGACCCUGUAUGACCCCUACGGGUUUGCCGCUUCCCCAUGAAUGCACUACCAAUAACGUACACUCUCCGGCUCAUUACAUUAUUACUCACGAAAUCGUAAUAACAUGAAGGGUUUACGCAGUGGCCUGGAGUUUAACAAUUCACUCGCCAGUGGUUCAAACCUCACCCGUUCCAUGGUUUAUUAUUAUUAUUAUUAUUAUUAUUAUUAUGCGAUAGAGAGAACAUUAAAUUUGAAGGGGAAUGGGAGGCAUUCAGGCUUGAACCAAGGAAUAGUAGAAUAACUCCCAUUCCUUAGAUCAAGAACCCGUCACGAGCAACAAGGUUCCUCACCCUUCCCCCGAGUGUACGGCUUCUUCAGCGAAUGCUUCGCACUUCAGGAAAAGUGCCACCAGAUGGCGUCUGGGAGUGAAUAUAUACUAUUUUUACACUCCCAGGCUGACGGCAAGAAAAAUAUUGGUAACUUAAAUUCCAUAGAAACGAGAAAUAUAAAAAAAUAGGACGCACUUGGGGUGUCAGGAAAUACCGCCUGUGUCCUGAAGACCAUUGCUUCCCCAUCCGUGGUCUUGUGGAUACAGUCCCUGGUCUUGUGGAUACAGUCCCUGGUGUUGUGGAUACAGUCCCUGGUGUUGUGGAUACAGUCCCUGGUGUUGUGGAUACAGUCCCUGGUGUUGUGGAUACAGUCCCUGGUGUUGUGGGAUACAGUCCCUGGUGUUGUGGAUACAGUCCCUGGUGUUGUGGAUACAGUCCCUGGUGUUGUGGAUACAGUCCCUGGUGUUGUGGAUACAGUCCCUGGUGUUGUGGAUACAGUCCCUGGUGUUGUGGAUACAGUCCCUGGUGUUGUGGAUACAGUUAUGGUCUUGUGAAUACAGUCCUUGGUCUUGUGGAUACAGUCAUGACUGAUGACAGACUCUGUCUCUAGUAUUCCUUGUCUAACACAUUGACAGUCCUGUCCAUAAAUUAUAUAAGUCACAAAGCUGCUAGCUAGGUCAUGUAUCUGCUAGCUAAGUCAUGCAGCUGUCAGCUUGGUCAUGCAGCUGCUAGCUAGGUCAUGUAUCUGCCAUCUAGAUCAUGCACCUGUCAGCUUGGUCAUGCUGCUGCCGGUUAGAUCAUGGAGCUGUCAGCUAGAUCAUGCAGCUGUCAGCUAGAUCAUGCAGCUGUCAGCUAGGUCAUACAGCUGCUAGCUAGAUCAUGCUGCUACAUCAUACAAGAGAGCGCUGGUCGUUCUUCCAAGAAAUCUCUUCGGGUGUCGAGCGUUGUCACCCCGUGCGUAUUUACUGUG